AUGGUCACUGAAGAGCCGGUCCGCAUGUAUCGUGGUGUUGAGGAGUCUGGAGAAGGUGCGGUCGAGUUAUGGCACGACUACUUUAGUGUGCCCCAGUGGUCAGACGGCCUCAAAGGCAACAUCCUGCUGGUGAUACACGAGAUAUUUCAUCAGGCGGAUGUUACAGUUGUCUACCUAGAUGACGUUUUACCUAGGCUUUUCACGCAGAUCACAGGAGGGAGAUCACCAAUGGAGCGUCUGACGGCCAUUACCGGAGUUUGCAAGGCUCGUUGGUUCAAACGCAUGUGGACGGCCAUGGAGUUUGUACGCAGCAGAGCCGUCAGAAUUAUGACUGCGGACUAUCGCCUUGCAGUCGACACAGGAGAUCCUAUGCUACUUCAGACACUUGAGACUCAGUUCUGCAGAGAAGUUCAAGAGCACUUCAGGGGCAACCUGUACAAAGUACAACACGUCGUCCACAUGGAAGCUGGAAACCUGAUACCAUGGUGUCUUGGCCCUCUCAGAGAAACGCGGUCGUCACAGCCUGCCAUCUUCGGAAUGGCGUUCUCAUUGCUAUCCAAACGACUUUACCGCGAGGAUACCGACUUCUUAUACGCCCUCCGGGGCAUUACAGGAAUUCGGCAAGAGCCUUCCACCAGAGACUUCUACGCAGAGCUGCUUUGGGUAGCUAAGGAGCGCCUUUUGGCUGGCGACUACAGCCCUCUGCUUAUGACUCCGAAGUUGGAGAUAUACGAUCGGCGUUUGGACCCGAACGAGGCAUAUAAUUUCAACGACGUAUGGACCUGGGACUUUGGUGAUCAAGUCAGCCUCCCUAUCUAUGGUCGUCCCUCACUUGGAUCACAGGAAAAUAAGCUUUGGGGAAAGUUUGAGGCUAUCGGUACUGUUCAAAUGAUACUGGAGCCUGUUGGAUUUGGCGAUGAUGUGCGGCACCUUAAAUCGUCCAUCGACAUGACCCUCACUGUUACAGGACCUGACCUGGAGCCUUUCGUUGAGACUUUGGGGUCAAGGAUUUACGGAGCAGACAAGCACGUCAUUAUGAAGCACCUCAAAGACAAUAAUCUGGUAGAGUCGAUGAAGGAAGCCCUUCUCGCACAUCACGAGGGAUGCCGGCAAUGGCGGGAGUGGUGGGUGAAGUCUCUUAAGAUAGGAGGCGACAACAUCAUCCGUUGGUUUGCUGACGCUCUUACACUCACAAAUCCAAUCAAGAGUCUGGGGCAAACUCACAUGUAUGCCGUUGGUGGCAAGUUUGGCCCGAUGCACUGCGGCCCGCACAUGUACUUUGCGACAAUUUGCUGUGGGCAUUGCCACAAGACAGCGCUUUUCCGCGUUGGUCUAUUCGCUCCCAAGUAUGAAGCUCGCGGUGCUAGAGCGUGGAGGAUACCAGGACUACAGUACAGCAUGUCGCAUCGCGAUGGAAUGGCGUUCUUAGAGAAAAGCGGCCGAAUCGUUGGCCGGAUGAUGUGGGCUACGCCAGCUUGUGACUGCCGAGAGACAGAGAUUGUUGAGUUACAGAUGCCUCAAAUCCCUGACCCGCGCAAGUACCCGAAGUGGGAGAUGUGA
Molecule: messenger RNA, 1560 nt
Organism: Colletotrichum karsti
Lineage: Eukaryota; Fungi; Ascomycota; Sordariomycetes; Glomerellales; Glomerellaceae
Exons: 1
Coding region: 1-1560 (519 amino acids)
Source: RefSeq, a predicted model, not a curated record